UGUAGGAGUUGGCAUCACUCCCCUCCGGGCGCCGGUAUAUAGUGGAUAACCUUGGAUAGACUUGAAUAGUUGUAUUAAAAUUAUUACUCAAAUGAAAUAAGAAUUGUACAAGUGUUUCGAAUUUUUAAAAUCGGCAGUUAUUAAACUGGGAUAAUGUCCUCAGAAAAUAGAAUAGAUAUCACUCAGCCCUUGUGGGAUCAAACAACUUUUGUGGGUAGAUUUCGCCACUUUGCCUUUAUCUCUAACCCACUGCUUUCGUUGGUGCCAGAAAAAGAGUUGUAUAAGGCUAAAGAACUCUAUUUUAAAUAUAAAGAAGGAAAUGAGCCAUCCGAAACAAGAUUAGAACAAGUAGUAAGAGCUAAGCAGUUAUAUGAGUCAGCAUUCCACCCCGAUAGUGGAGAACUUCAGAAUGUCUUCGGUAGGAUGUCGUUCCAAAUGCCCGGAGGAUGUCUGGUUACAGGAGCAAUGUUGCAGUGGUAUAGGACUGCAACGGCAGUGGUAUUUUGGCAGUGGGUGAACCAGUCGUUCAAUGCGUUAGUAAAUUAUACGAACCGAAACGCCAAUUCGCCCCUAACUACGAAACAAAUGGGUGCCGCGUAUGUGUCCGCGACAUCUGCUGCAAUGGCCACGGCGCUUACCUUCAAAUUUGUUAUACAGAAACAAGCCAAGAAUCCCAUUUUAGCGAGAUUUGUACCGUUUGCUGCGGUGGCGGCCGCUAACUGGGUGAACAUUCCACUCAUGAGACAAAAUGAAAUUUUACUUGGUUUGGAUGUAACGGACGAAAAUGGUAACAUUAUUGGAAAAUCACAACUAGCACCAGUUAAGGGAAUUUCACAAGUUGUUACAUCGAGAAUCGUAAUGUGCGCACCGGGAAUGUUACUCCUUCCUGUGAUAAUGGAGAGGAUCGAACCCAAGGCCUGGAUGCAGAGGAUCAAGUGGGCUCACAUUGGCAUACAGACAGGCAUAGUUGGAUUGUUUUUAACAUUCAUGGUGCCUACAGCGUGCGCUAUAUUCCCACAACGAUGCAAAUUGUCAAUUGACACAAUCAAACGCUUUGAGAAGGACAGAUAUGAUGAAAUUGUGAAAAACACAGACGGAAAGCCUCCAGAAUAUGUAUACUUCAACAAGGGAUUGUAAGUCGGUAAAAAUCUGUCCCAUACCCCAGAGGCUCUCUCGCAGAUGGUCGUUGAAGGUUGGAUUUUCAGUGCCUCCAUAAAAAUCACUAUUUUAUAAGUGUAGGUGUUAUUUUUAGUAUUAUAGAAAGGUCAGAAAUAAAAGUAUUAAAUGUGUAAUAUGGAACAUAGGACAUUCACUGCCAUAGACAAUUCUUUAAUGUGACUUUGCCAUGGAAUAAUAUAAAUCUGUGGUCAUAGAUCAGACAAUGACCUAUGGUCACAGAGAUAUAGGUUUUUUAUUUGCGGGUAAUUUAUGCAUUUAAUUAUUUAAUUUUUAUUAGAUCUGAAAAGAAAUAUUAAUCUUGAGAAUUAUUAGAAUUCAGUGAAUGUGAUGUGAUUAAACAAAAAUUGAGUUUAUAUACGACAAUAUACUAUUAUAUUUUAUUUUUUAUAUUUCUCUUGACGAAACUCAUACAUAGCUCAAAUUAUCAUACAUUACAUUCCAUAUGUGAUUGGUUAUAUAUGUCGCAGCCAACUAGCUUAAUUAGCCGUUCAAUGAACAGCCUAGCCUUUUAACUAAACGGCUUAUUAAGCCAGUUGGCUGUGACAUAUACAUAACCUACAGUUGGACAGUAUUGAGUGUAUUUGAAGCUCGCUUUUUAUAUUUAUUUUAGCUUUUUAUAGGUAUUUUAAGGAAGAUAAAUUAAGGAAUUGAAUUGAUAUUUCUAUCAAAUAGAAUUUAUUGGUGGCAACACUCAUCGUGGAAAGUAGAAUAUGCUCAGAGGUGCAAUUUUAGAUUAUUUUGUAUUUAAGGUUAAGUGAUGUUAAUUCAUUAGAACUAGCUAAAAUCAGUUUAAUAUAUGUAAUUUUUAUUUUUAUUCUGUGUUUAUAAAAUCUUGAGAAUUUGUACUUAGAAAUUAGAUGGUAUUAUUUGUAAUUAUUUUUGAUUGUUAUUCGUAUAGUGCUUGUUAUCAUGCUUGGAGAUUACUCUACAAUAAAAAA
Molecule: messenger RNA, 2117 nt
Organism: Pieris brassicae (large cabbage white)
Lineage: Eukaryota; Metazoa; Arthropoda; Insecta; Lepidoptera; Pieridae
Gene: Sfxn2
Product: sideroflexin-2
Exons: 9
Coding region: 154-1137 (327 amino acids)
Biological process (GO): monoatomic ion transport; serine import into mitochondrion
Cellular component (GO): mitochondrial inner membrane
Molecular function (GO): monoatomic ion transmembrane transporter activity
Source: RefSeq, a predicted model, not a curated record